Molecule: messenger RNA, 4147 nt
Organism: Thamnophis sirtalis
Lineage: Eukaryota; Metazoa; Chordata; Lepidosauria; Squamata; Natricidae
Gene: PRPSAP1
Product: phosphoribosyl pyrophosphate synthetase associated protein 1
Biological process (GO): purine nucleotide biosynthetic process; 5-phosphoribose 1-diphosphate biosynthetic process
Cellular component (GO): cytoplasm; ribose phosphate diphosphokinase complex
Molecular function (GO): ribose phosphate diphosphokinase activity; ATP binding; magnesium ion binding
Source: RefSeq, a predicted model, not a curated record
GGAAAAGCGGUGGGCAGGUUAGCGACGGACCGCUUCCCCUCUCUGCCCUCACUCAAUAUGUCUGCGUCUUACAGACGAGAGCAGCGAAGCGCUGAGACAAAAUGGCCGCUGAGAGCGGGAGGGGGCGCUCUAGCUCGGCGUCUCGGUGUUCUUCUGAGCAUGCUGGCGGAUUGGAGCCUCGCCGAGUUUGAGGCUGAGAGCGAGCCCGGGGCCAAGAGAGUCGCUGGGAGGGAGGGAGGCUGGAAAUUCACACGGCCGCCGAAGUGACUUUUGCCCGGGAGCUGCCGCUGCUUCUCCGGAAACUUCUGCGCGAACCCCCAGUCCUGCCUCAUCCUAUUGCUCUUUCCGUGCGCGUGUGUGUCUGUCUCCGCGCCUUCUCACUACGGCUUCCCUCCGAAAUCUGUCUCGGCUCCUGUCCGUCUUUUAAUCCCGCUCUCCUGCCUAUCCAUUCCCCCCACCCCACGCCGUCUGACUCCCUCUGUUUUCCCAGUGGGGGAAAAGGUUUUCCUUUUCUUUCGCCUCAGUCCGAACGGCGUCUCUGGGUCCUCUGAAUCAGCUGCAUAGGUUCAACUCCUCAGUCCGCCCCACUCCACCAAGUCCCAGGAAGGUGGCUGCCUUUCGCUUCUUCUCCAUCCUCAGUUUUCCAGCUUCCCUGGAUUGGGGGUAUAUCCUUGUUUGCCCCGCAGAGUCUCUACUAUCCAGUCCUGCCUGCUUACCUGUAACUAACUUUCUUUGGGACUGCCAGACACCCCUCCGCUCCCCUCUCUGGAACUAUCCCUCUUGUGUAGAGAAAUUGGCUCUCCUCCUGUGUCUUCCCUGUUUGGUAUGUAACCAAAUUGCAUUGUUGGUUGCCUUCGCUGCCUUAAUCGUAUUGAGGACAGUCCUCUCAGCUCUCUCUCUCUCUUGCAAUAAACAUUAAAAAAAUAUCCUUUUCUCUCUGACCUGUGAUAUUUUCAACGUUGUUGAUAAUCAGUGUGACGAUUUGUUUUUAAGACUUCCUGACUCCAGGAGGCAAACGCCCAGCCUUGACUCCAUAGUUUUAUGUCUUACUGAAGGGCUUUUCCCUUACCUAAAUGUUUUAAGUUCUGCGCUGCUUUGAAUGUAACUUUUUCUGAUUACCUUAAUAAUUGGAAAACGGGCGCGUCUUUCCUAAUCAGAAUUAUUUUUACCGCCACCACUAUCUCAGUGUAGUGUUGGUGAGGCUAGUAUUUGGAGAACUAAAGAGGAGGAUGCCAAGGAAACUGCUGUUACCUUAUAAAUCUGUGUUUUCUCACUCUCGAGUUGGAAGGGGUUUGCAUGAUUCUUUGGCAAUGAAUGCAGCCAGAAGUGGCUACCGGGUCUUCUCAGCAAAUUCCUCAGCAGCCUGCACAGAACUGGCCAAGAGGAUCACUGAGCGCCUUGGUGCUGAACUUGGAAAAUCUGUGGUAUACCAAGAAACCAAUGGAGAAACAAGAGUUGAAAUAAAAGAGUCAGUCCGAGGACAAGAUGUAUUUAUCAUUCAGACAAUUCCCAGAGAUGUGAACACUGCAGUAAUGGAACUGUUGAUUAUGGUUUAUGCACUGAAAACAUCCUGUGCCAAAACCAUCACAGGUGUAAUUCCCUACUUCCCUUAUAGUAAACAAAGCAAAAUGAGGAAGAGAGGCUCAAUAGUCUGUAAACUCCUUGCUUCUAUGUUGGCUAAAGCAGGUUUAAGCCACAUCAUCACUAUGGAUCUUCAUCAGAAAGAAAUACAGGGUUUUUUUAGCUUUCCUGUUGAUAACUUGAGAGCAUCACCUUUCUUGCUUCAGUAUAUACAGGAAGAGAUUCCUGAUUAUAGGAAUGCAGUUAUAGUAGCAAAGAGUCCUGAUGCUGCUAAGAGGGCCCAGUCUUAUGCUGAGCGACUGCGGUUAGGCCUGGCAGUUAUCCAUGGAGAGGCUCAGUGCACAGAGCAAGACAUGGAUGAUGGACGGCACUCUCCUCCAACAGUAAAAAAUACUACAUUAUGCACUGGCCUGGAGCUACCCUUGAUGAUGGCCAAAGAGAAACCACCCAUAACAGUAGUUGGAGAUGUUGGAGGUAGAAUUGCCAUAAUUGUGGAUGACAUAAUUGAUGAUGUUGAAAGUUUUGUGGCAGCUGCAGAAAUCCUGAAAGAGCGUGGUGCUUACAAGAUCUUUAUCAUGGCCACUCAUGGUCUCUUGUCUGCUGAUGCCCCACGUCUAAUUGAAGAGUCCUCAAUUGAUGAGGUUGUAGUCACCAAUACAGUUCCUCACGAAGUACAAAAACUGCAGUGUCCCAAGAUAAAGACUGUGGAUAUCAGCUUGAUCCUUUCUGAAGCUAUCCGUCGAAUCCACAAUGGGGAGUCUAUGGCUUACCUCUUCCGCAAUAUUACCAUGGAUGAUUAAAUUUAUUUUUUCUCAUUCUGCCAUCAGUUUCCUCAAAGAGAAGGGAAAACAAUAUGUAUAUGAGCAAGUGCCAUAACAUUCAUAGUGUAUUUUUAAAAACAUAACAGGGCUGAAUAUUUUGAGCUGAGCUUCACAAAUCCUGCAUGGAGACUGGAUCAGGGUGCAGAUAGGCUUUGGAAUAUAUUGUUAAACUAUUUGAAUUAUGCUAAUUGUGGCUUUUUGCUCUUGUUAUAUCUUGUGUAUCAUGAGAGGCAAUUGGGGGAUGACUUUAAAGUGCACUGAGAUUUACUCUACAUGCAUAUCCUCACAUCACACUAAAAUAUUUUUUCCUUGCCAUCUUUGGAACAAUUUUAACAUCAUGGUAGCAGCAAGUUUUUCUUUUUGUGAAAUGGUUUCCAAUGAUUCAUUUCCAUCAACAAUAACAUAAUGCGAUGCUAUCUGGUUCCAAAGUUGAGGUAAAAAAUUGAAUGUGCUACCUCUUUUUUGUUACAUAGAAUAUGUUGUAAUCCUGACUAGCAGCUUGAAAGAGAAGCAUAGAAAUUCUAUAUAUAAUGGUUACUACAGUGUGUGCUAAAAUGUAGAGUUAAAUGGGAUUUGUACUCUGUUUUUGUGCAUGGCACAAGAUGGGAUAUUUUAGUUAGAAGAUAUGGAGAACUCUGCAACCCUAUCUUGUGUCAUACACAUUUUUAUUCAGUGAUAUAGAAUGGUUAACCUAGUGAAAUGAACUCUGAUUUUUAGAACACUAAGUUAGCAAUCAUACACUCUGCAGUAUUUUACCACUAAGGCCUUUGCUGGGAUGAUUGAGUCUCUUUUCCAAUGCAGCGAUUCUUGAGCAUUUUAUUAGACAUUAGCUUUUGGCUUGGAAAUGAAACUAUCUACUUCCACACAGUUUCAUUUUUUUCUUCUGGUAUGUGUUCCUAGGACGCCAAAAUUUCAUCUCUUGAAUUUCCUCCACUUCAGAAGUAUCUUCUCUGCUUUGAAUUUGCUUGAUUAAUUCCUGCAUAUCUUCAGAGCUUCAGAAUAGAAAAUUAGAUCUUAAUAUCUAUUGCACAUUGUUUGAAUUAACACUGAGUUGCAUAUAUGGUAGCAAAAGGGAAGGAUGUUUUCCCUUUUCCACAGAACAGAUCUUGAAUUUUCUAAAAUAUAAGAACAUUAAUUUUCUUCAGAAAAGUUCAUGAAGCCACCCAUUCUUAAUGCUAUUUUAUUUCAACUUGUAUUUUGUUUGAAAAGGCCUAAAUCAUACUUACCUGCAUAGGCCAACAAUCCAAACCUACUGUUGCGGUAGGAAGGCAAGAGGUAGGUUUGAGAAAAAUGCUACCCACAAUGCAGAUAAGCCUAAACCAGACCAAAUUUUACUAAGCUUACUUAAUCUAUAGUUUUUUGGAUUGGUUUGUUUUGUUUCUUUGGGGAUUUAUUGAUUCUUGUAUCUGCUCCAAUAUUCUGUACCCUUUCACACUUAAAUUGGAGACAUUGUAUUGGAACUGUCAUUCUAUAAGCUGGUCAUUAUUUUGCAUUUCCUAGUGUUCCUUAUCUUGCUGCUCUUCUAACCAUUCUGAUUCAUUCUGGCCUCUUCAACUUGAACAGUUCUUUGUCUUUUUAAAUUUGCUAUUAUCUGUCUUUUUGGUUUAGCAAAUUAUCCUUUUGACUAGUAUUCUUUGGCAGCUUUGAUCAUUAUAAGAAAUGCCUAAAAUAGGGUAUCUGGAUCUUGCAUGUAAUGAUUAAAAUAGUGGGAAGACUUGCCUUCAAUAAAUUAUUGAUGCAUUUUU